AUGAAGGUCACCUUCAAGGAUCUCAAGCAACAAAAGUUUACACUCGACGUCGAGCCUUCUGAGCUGAUUUCUGCCGUUAAAGAAAAGAUCUCAGCUGAGAAAGGAUGGGAGCCCAAGUUGCAGAAGCUGAUCUACUCUGGCAAGAUUCUGAAGGAUGAAGAGACUGUUGGCUCCUACAACAUUGAGGAGAAGGGCUUUGUGGUCUGCAUGGUGAAUAAGCCUAAGCCCAAACCCGAACCCAAGGCGGCCGAAUCCAGUGCUCCUCCUGCCACACCCGCACAACCUGUUGCCAACACACCUGCGGCCCCUGCGGCACCUGCGCAAUCUUCAUCUCAUCAGGCUGCUGUCCCCGCGACACCUACUCCUCAGCGCUCUACGGAUGCUGGAACUGGUGCUCAAGCUGAGGAGCCUUCUGGCCUUGCUAUGGGAUCCCAACGCUCCGAGGCGAUCGCAAACAUGGAGGCCAUGGGCUUUGAAAGAAGCCAGAUCGAAGCGGCCAUGCGCGCUGCCUUCAACAACCCUGACCGUGCUGUCGAGUAUCUUCUUAAUGGCAUUCCCGACAAUAUCCGACAAGAGCAGCAGCAGCGCGAGGCUGCUCCUCAGGCUCUUGCUUCACAACCAGCUCAACCCGCUGCUUCCGCCCAAGGUGCCUCUGAUGAGGGUGGCGUGAAUUUGUUCGAUCUUGCUGCUCAACGUGGAGGUUCUGGUGGCCGAGGAGGAAGUGGAGGGCACCAGGCGGCGGCUGCCGCAGCGGCUGCAGCAGCAGCUGGACAAGGUGGCGAUUUGGGUAACCUCGACUUUCUGCGACACAAUGCUCAAUUCCAGCAACUCCGCCAGGUUGUUCAGCAACAACCGCAGAUGCUCGAGCCAAUUCUCCAGCAGCUCGGAGCGGGCAAUCCUCAAUUGGCCGAGUUGAUUGCUACAAAUCCAGACCAAUUUCUCCAGCUUCUCGGUGAAUAUGCUGAUGAUGACACCCCCCUACCCCCUGGGGCUCAGGCCAUUUCGGUGACAGAGGAGGAACGAGAUGCUAUCGAGAGGUUGUGCCGCCUAGGAUUCGAUAGAGAUCAGGCCAUACAGGCCUAUUUUGCCUGCGACAAGAACGAAGAACUGGCUGCUAACUUCCUCUUUGACCAACCGGAGGACGACGAGCCUGCCCCUAACAACAACAACUAA
This is a messenger RNA of Fusarium musae, 1173 nucleotides long. RefSeq lists its product as uncharacterized. Gene Ontology annotation, biological process: proteasome-mediated ubiquitin-dependent protein catabolic process; nucleotide-excision repair. Lineage: Eukaryota; Fungi; Ascomycota; Sordariomycetes; Hypocreales; Nectriaceae. The transcript has 7 exons. Gene Ontology annotation, cellular component: nucleoplasm; cytosol. Bases 1 to 1173 code for a protein of 390 amino acids. The record is from RefSeq and is a predicted model, not a curated record. Gene Ontology annotation, molecular function: proteasome binding; ubiquitin binding; damaged DNA binding.